AUGGCUCAGAAGGAAGAGGUCCCUGAGGCUGCAGCGCAGGCCUCCCAGAAUGGAGAAGAUCUGGAGAACCUGGAAGACCCUGAGAAACUGAAGGAGCUCAUCGACCUGCCGCCCUUCGAGAUCGUCACUGGGGAGCGGCUGCCUGUCAACUUCUUUAAAUUUCAGUUCCGGAAUGUGGAGUACAGUUCCGGGCGGAACAAGACCUUCCUCUGCUAUGUGGUUGAAGCACAGAGCAAGGGAGGCCAAGUGCAGGCGACCCGGGGCUACCUGGAGGAUGAGCACGCAGGGGCCCACGCCGAGGAGGCUUUCUUUAACACCAUCCUGCCGGCCUUCGACCCGGCCCUCAAGUACAAUGUCACCUGGUAUGUGUCCUCCAGCCCCUGUGCAGCCUGUGCCGACCGAAUUCUCAAAACCCUCAGCAAGGCCAAGAACCUGCGCCUGCUCAUCCUGGUGGGCCGGCUCUUCAUGUGGGAGGAGCCAGAGGUCCAAGCUGCUCUGAAAAAGCUGAAGGAGGCCGGCUGCAAGCUGCGCAUCAUGAAACCUCAGGACUUCGAGUACAUCUGGCAGAAUUUUGUGGAGCAAGAAGAGGGUGAAUCCAAGGCCUUUGAGCCCUGGGAGGACAUUCAGGAGAACUUCCUAUAUUAUGAGGAGAAGUUGGCAGAUAUCCUGAAGUAG
Molecule: messenger RNA, 675 nt
Organism: Cricetulus griseus (Chinese hamster)
Lineage: Eukaryota; Metazoa; Chordata; Mammalia; Rodentia; Cricetidae
Source: RefSeq, a predicted model, not a curated record